CCCCUCCCGCCCGCGCGCUUCCGUAGGGUGCUGGCGUGUGGCGUCAUAGCCCAGCGACGCACGGCUCCGGAAAGCGGGGCGGUGUUGCUAGCAUCAUGUUCAAGGUAAUUCAACUGGGGGCUGCCCCUGCUAGCCUGAGCCUGCUCUCCCUACAGGUGUAUGCUUCAUCCCCUGAGAGGAAAAGGCCCAAAAAGGAGUUGCUAAAAGUUGAUGAGCUUUCACUCUACUCCUCCCCAGCUCAUGAAUCUAAGUAUGUGGAGGACCCACAAACCCAACUGGAGGAGGGAAUUUCACAUCUACGGCAUUUUAUGGAGCCCUAUAUAUCCAGGUGUCAGGAUCUUUACACUAAAGCAAUGCCCAAAGUAGAAAAAACUGUUGAACGUGGUAGAGAGGGCUGUGAGUUUCUCAAAAAUCCCCCUGCUGGAUUCUAUCCAAGACUCGGUGUGAUUGGGUUCGCUGGAAUUGUUGGGCUCUUUUUUGCUAGAGGUUCAAAAAUAAAGAGGCUGGUGUAUCCAGUGGGUUUUAUGGGGAUUGGUGCUUCCCUCUAUUAUCCACAGCAGGCUGUUGCUAUUGCAAAGGUCACAGGUUCAAGGCUGUAUGAUUGGAGUCUGCAAGGAUACAUAGCCUUAGAAUCUCUCUGGAAAGAUGGUCCUAAAAAGAAGAAAUCUGGAAAAAAAGGAAGUGAAAAGAAUGAUGCAGAUGGUGACAAACCAGUGGAAAUACAUGCUCCUUCAGAUGCAGAAAGAGCCAUGAAGUAGAACAUGCUCCAUAAUUUUCUAUCAAAACAGGUAAACAGAAGAUAUAGACAAGAUCAGCAUUUUUCUGGAGAGGAGGAAGACUGAGGAACAUGCUUUAAUUUAUGAAUGUAGAUAACGUGUUCUGCCUCAGGAAAAUUGACAGUGCACUAUGUGGAACAGAGUCUCUGAAUGGACACUACCUAGUCUUGUGUCAGCAGGAGAUUCUUAGGCCUUAAUCCUGCAAUAGGAUCCAUAUAGACUGAAGAGUCUGCUCACAUAUGGAGAUCCCAUUGUGGGAUCAGUGCCUGAAGUAGCACAUCUCCAAACUCCUCAAUCUCAUGUUGUUUUAUAUAGAUCUAUAUAUCUAUAGAUAUAUAUAUAGAUAUAAAUAUAUAGAUAUAGAUCUAUCUAUAAUUUACAAUUAAAAUUGAAAUUUAAUUAAGUUUUCCUGCUUUUUUUUUUUCUUUUUUCACUUUCUUUAUAUGAACUUAUCUGAUAUUCAUGCUGCUUUUGAAGGUGGGGGUGAACCAGAAUCUCAAGAUCAAUUGACAUGUUCUUUUUCUGGGAAAAAGUGUAAGUAGUGUGUCUGUAAUGCAGUUUUGGCUAACAGAUUUACAAAUGAAAACAAUUACAAUGAA
Molecule: messenger RNA, 1375 nt
Organism: Alligator mississippiensis (American alligator)
Lineage: Eukaryota; Metazoa; Chordata; Crocodylia; Alligatoridae
Gene: APOO
Product: apolipoprotein O
Exons: 9
Coding region: 96-758 (220 amino acids)
Biological process (GO): cristae formation
Cellular component (GO): MICOS complex
Source: RefSeq, a predicted model, not a curated record